CUUCCGAGAGACAUUUUUAGAUUCAAGAUUACUUACGAGAUAUCAUCUCGAAGAUACUUCUACGGUUUCUUCUUCUCGUUGUUCGCCGUCGAGCUCUGUAUUUUCAGAUGGGGACUUAUAUUUGAUCUGACAAUUGCUCUUUUCUGGUGUGCUCUUAUCGGUAUUCUCACCUUUACUUCUUUCUGUAUUGGACGUUUUGAAAAUGAUAAAGGAUGGGAAGCCCAGGGUGUGCGCUGUUUGAUGACUGAUAUAAUUGAAUUGGACCCCGAUGAUGAUGUUGCAAAAUGGGACCUUACCGCAGCUAGAAUGAACCCCAUUUUUGAUGCUUGUAGCUGGUGUGCUACCCCAUAUUUUUUUUACGAUGGCAGUCACUUACAGUCGACUUUCAGAGCCCGCUAUCUCGUGCCACAUCUAACCGGCUUCAAACGGCUUGCUGACCUGCAACCCUAUGUUGAGGCUGUAGUGAACAAGUACUUGGAGAAUCUCAAUGCUCGAUUGCAACAAAUCACAGUGGGUAAUUCUCCUGGGGAUAGCAAAGUGGGGAGCAAGCCUGUCAUUGUUGCGACUGCUGCUGAAGAUGAGACCAAAUAA
This is a messenger RNA of Lachancea meyersii CBS 8951, 591 nucleotides long. Lineage: Eukaryota; Fungi; Ascomycota; Saccharomycetes; Saccharomycetales; Saccharomycetaceae. The record is from the annotation of a GenBank genome assembly.